AAUAAAAAACAAAAAAAUUCUCGAGUUUCCAUAUCGCAAGACAUAUCAUUAUCAAAAGAACAUAUUGAACAUCAAGCUACUUCUCAAGAUUUUCCGGUUGUAACUAUUGUAUCUGAUAGUAAUGAUUUGAACGAUUCUAUGAUUAAUAAUACUAAUAAAAGCGAAAAUCAAAGAGAAUCGAUAAACAGUGAAUCUGAUACACCUGAUUUAUCAACAUCUCAUCUAACCGAAAGGACAAAUGCACAGCUUAAGCGUAAAAAAUUGCAUGAACUUAGUAAUUUACCAUCUAAAUGUAAGCAGUUAUUUUUGAUAAAUAUUAUGUCAAAUUAUAAUUUUAUAUUUAUUUUUUUUAAUUUAGGUGAAAAAUAUGCAGAGUUAAAAAGUGAUAUUUAUGAAAAUCAUAAACUCCUACAAAACUUGCUUGCAGUUUUAACAAAAGAACCAUCAUUAACUACUAAUAAUCAAGUACAUCAACUGGAGGGAAAAGUAAAGCAACGUUUGAAAAGAAAGGAUACAAAACAUUUGUGUUGGGAUGUUCCAAUGACAGAAGCUUGUCAUCAAUUGUUUCAAGAAAAUAAAAAUCUGUCAGAUGCAGAUAUUGAACGUGUUUUCAAAUCAAAAAUUCAAACUGAUUAUCCCAAAAAAUUACAAGAAAUUGUAGAUUCAAGUGGAUGGGAUAAUUUCUGGAAUGCUGGAUAUUCAAUUGAGCUCUUACGUACUCAAGAUAAAAGAUGCAGUUUACGCUACUUUCAACUUAAUUUCUCACAAACUUAA
Rhizophagus irregularis DAOM 181602=DAOM 197198 is the source of this 774-nucleotide messenger RNA. The record is from RefSeq and is a predicted model, not a curated record. NCBI's taxonomy places the organism in Eukaryota, Fungi, Glomeromycota, Glomeromycetes, Glomerales, Glomeraceae.